GUAAAUUUUUUCAGAUUUAUAAAUGAUUUUCAAAUAAUAUUUUUAAAAUGGCGGAGGAUAAAAAAGAGAAAAAGCCACCGAUAGAUACAGCUAGCUGGUGUUACAGGGAUAAGGAAGAUGAUGUCCACCAUGAUUUUGCCUGGACAAUUACUAAUUUUAGUCGAAAGAUCAAUGGUGUUCCCAAUGGUGAAUACAUUGAGUCAGAUAAAUUCAGUGUAACAGCACAUGGGAUGGAUCUGGAAUGGCAACUUUGUCUCUACCCAGCAGGGAAGGAUGGAGAAGAUGAAGACCAUGUUAGUAUUCUACUAGAGCUAGUGUCCAGAUCACUGACUGCUACAUUUUCUGGAAAGAUUGAAUUCAGCGUUGUUUCUGAUUCUGGGGAGAAGGUUUUUAGGAAGAAAAAAUCUAUUAAGGAAUCUGAUACACAGAUUGGUAGACCCAUGUUUGGACUUUUAGCUGCUAAAUUCAUACCACACGGAUUACUAAAGCUGGAUGGAUCUUCACAAAACCAAAUAACUCCAGAUGAUAAACUAACUGUUCUCUGUGAAAUAACAAUAGACGGGAAGGACAUUCAACAGUCUGGGAAAGUCCAGGCUGAUACUAAGAUGUCUGCUCGAGUGUGUUUGGAAAAACUAUCUAUGGAUUUCUCCAAGUUAAUGGAGGAAGGACAAUUCAGUGAUGUAACAAUAGUUUGUUUGGAUGACAAAACAGAAGUUAAAAUACAGGCACAUAAAUGCGUUCUUGGGGCCAGGUCUCCUGUUUUCAACGCUAUGUUCCACCACAAUAUGGCUGAAAGCCAAAACAAAGAAGUAAAAAUAGUUGAUCUUAAUCUAACAACCGUUAAAGAUAUGCUGAAAUAUAUGUAUCUGGGACGAAUAGAAGAUUUAAAUACAAGAUCUCCAAACCUACUGGAAGCCGCUGACAAAUAUCAACUCUCUGAACUUAAAGAAAUCUGUGAGGAAACCCUGUGUGGGAAUUUAAAUGUAGAGAAUAGCUUGGAAUGUUUAGUUUUAGCUGAUCUUCAUAGUGCUCAGGAAUUAAAAGAAGCAUCAGUUAAAUUUAUUGUAGACCACUGUGCCGAUUUUGUAGAUCAGAUUGAUAAGUUUAAAGAGUACCCAGAUCUGAUUGCCGAGCUAUUUAAGGCGAUGGCAAGGAGUCCUCCCUGCAAACGAAGAAAAUAGCUUUAUUGCUCCAAAUAUUGGGAUACGGAAAUUAAGUCUCUCGACCUGGAUCUGGAAACUAAGUCUCUUGAUCUGGAUCCGGAAACUAAGUCUCUUGAUCUGGAUCCGGAAACUAAGUCUCUUGAUCUGGAUCCGGAAACUAAGUCUCUUGAUCUGGAUCCGAAAACUAAGUCUCUUGACCUGGAUCCGGAAACUAAGUCUCUUGAUCUGGAUCCGGAAACUAAGUCUCUCAACUUGGAUCCGGAAACUAAGUUUCUUGAUCUGGAUCCGGAAACUAAGUCUCUCAACCUGGAUCCGGAAAUUAAGUCUCUCGACCUGGAUCCGGAAACUAAGUCUCUCGACCUGGAUCCGGAAACUAAGUCUCUUGAUCUGGAUCCGGAAACUAAGUCUCUCAACCUGGAUCCGGAAACUAAGUCUCUUGAUCCGGAAAUUAAGUCUCUCGAUCUUGAUCCGGAAACUAAGUCUUUUGAUCUGGAUCCGGAAACUAAGUCUUUUGAUCUGGAUCCGGAAACUAAGUCUCUCGACCUGGAUCCGGAAACUAAGUCUCUCGACCUGGAUCCGGAAAUGCUAAACCAACUUUCAAAAUCCGGGUUUGUGAGACCGCUUUUCUGGAUCCGGAUACAAGUCAUAAGUUUUCGAAUCCGGAUCCGCUAUACUGGGUCCCUGGAUAAAGACGACAAGACCGGAUAUUUACAAAAUCCGAUCAUUAAAUAAUCUUUUUUAAAUGAACAUAUUUUUCCAACAGGUUAAAAUCAUUAGUACAGGAACUGUAAGCGUAAAUUUUCA
Messenger RNA from Eurytemora carolleeae, 1967 nucleotides. RefSeq names its product speckle-type POZ protein B. Gene Ontology annotation, biological process: regulation of proteolysis; proteasome-mediated ubiquitin-dependent protein catabolic process. The record is from RefSeq and is a predicted model, not a curated record. Lineage: Eukaryota; Metazoa; Arthropoda; Copepoda; Calanoida; Temoridae. Bases 48 to 1181 code for a protein of 377 amino acids. Gene Ontology annotation, molecular function: ubiquitin protein ligase binding. The transcript is spliced from 16 exons. Gene Ontology annotation, cellular component: cytoplasm.